Neocloeon triangulifer is the source of this 2704-nucleotide messenger RNA. It is a transcript of the gene Ir40a, whose product is annotated as ionotropic receptor 40a. Gene Ontology annotation, molecular function: glutamate-gated receptor activity. Gene Ontology annotation, cellular component: membrane. Lineage: Eukaryota; Metazoa; Arthropoda; Insecta; Ephemeroptera; Baetidae. The coding region runs from base 294 to 2258 and encodes 654 amino acids. The transcript is spliced from 17 exons. The record is from RefSeq and is a predicted model, not a curated record.
GCAAAGGAUGCUUUUAUUGCGACGGGAAGGUGACUUUGGUCUGAUUGUGAGAGCAGCUUGAUUGGGGAACAAUUAUUAUUGUGACAAGAUGAUGAAGCGAAUUUGCUUGUUCUCAAAUGAGUCUGUCAGAGAAUGCCUCUGAGACUCGACAACAUAAAUUUAGCAAAUAAUGCUCUGAUCUAUUUGGUUGAAUCUUUAAUAAGAAAAUCAACUCUUUUAAUCCACGAUAGACAUUUGAUUGGCAGCUCUCCUGGGAAAUGAUAGUGCAAUAUUGACGCUGAGCUUUGUGAACAAUGAAUCUGAAAGGCACCGUUUCAUUUGUGCUUAUUCUUUUGUUUAAAAAUUAUAAUGUUCAAUCGGAGAGCAAAUUUGAACAUGAAAAGAGGAUCACUUUCGCGCUGCGAGAACUACUCUUGAAAACAACCAGCGAUGAGGUCCUGAUCACAUUUGAUACAACCAAUGUUCGAUUGGCUACAAAUCUCUUGAAAGAUCUUGAAAAGCAAUAUAUCCUAUCGCAAGCUCAUCAAAUUAAUGAUUUGAAAAAUAUGGAAAAACACUGCAAUUUAACAAGUGAAAUGUUGAGAAAGAGAGGGGAUGUCACGGAAAUUUUUGUUGUAUCACACCAAACAGCUAAAAACUAUAUGGAGCAGGUGAAAAAGUCUGAACUGGGAGGAAGAAAUUUGCGCUUAAUUUUUAUCUGGCAAAAUUGGCCCAGCGGGUCUCAAAAUUUGGCGGCUCAAACUGAAGCUGUGCGAAUUGCAGUUUAUUCUUGGUACUCAAAUUCAAAUAUUUUCAAACUUUUUUCGACGCAUUCUUAUGGAAAGAAACCAACAAAAAUGUAUCAAAUCAACGCUUGGAACAAUAAGGAAGGAUUUACGCACAUCCCGGUUUUUGUACCCAUGAAAGAAGUAUUUAGCAAUAUGAAAGGCCGAUUUUUGCGAGUUCCUGUUUUACACAAACCACCUUGGUACUUUGUGAAAAAGGAAGGAAACGUGUCUUUGGAGGUGGUUGGCGGCAGGGACCAUCAGCUUUUGAAAGAAAUUGCCUCUCGGAUGAAUUUUAAAUACAAGUACUUGGACCCAACGGAAAAGUCACAAGGGAUUCCCACAGGCAGUGGCAAAGCGGGACGAGGAGUGCUCAGCCUACUCCGGAAAAGACAAGUUGACUUAUUCCUCGGGGACGCGACCAUCACUUACGAACGGACCUUGGACCUGGAUUUUUCUUUCUUUACCAUGGCUGACAACGUGGCCUUCAUAACCCAUUCCCCGCAGCCGCUUAGCGAAGCAUGGGCACUAGUCAGACCUUUCCAUUGGGAGGUUUGGCUGGCAGUUUGGCUUUCCAUAGCUUUAAUUGGUCCAGCCCUGCGUUUAAUUUCAAAAAACACCACCCUCGGAGAUUGCGUUUGGGCAACCACGUCAAUCAUUUUGAAACAAAGUACCCGAGAAGUAGGAACGUCCAACAAAACGCGACUUGUGACCAUCAUGUUGUCCAUCACCGCGACCUACGUGAUCGGCGACUUGUACUGCGCCAAUCUAACCUCGCUUCUGGCAAAACCAGGCAGAGAAUCCCCACUGAACACACUGAACGAUCUGGCAAAAGCUCUUUAUGAAAAAAGGGUGGAUUGUCUAGUCGAGGGAAGAAGUUCGGGCGCCGAAUUCCUGAAGAACGGAACAAGAGAGGCGCAGAAAAUUUGGCGCUUCAUGCAACGACAGCGCACGUGGAUGGUGCCCAGCGUGGAAAAAGGGGUGGCCCUGGUCAGAGCAAAACAAGGUCUUGUUCUGAUUGCGGGGAGAGAAACGCUGCAGUUUGAGAUGCAACGAUUUGGACAGAGAUUUUUUCACUUGAGUGAUCCACUCAGCACUCAAUAUUCAGCUAUUGCCCUACAGCAGGGAUGCCCAUAUUUUGAAAACAUCAAUGAAAUAUUAAUGUGGCUCUUUGAAGCAGGAAUUUUGGACAAAAUGACAGCUACAGAAUAUGCGAGGUUGGGAUCUCAAAGGAAAAAUGAGAGAAAAAUGGGGGAAAUUUUAGAAAAUGUUUACGACUUGGAGGCAUUCAAGACUAAACCCCUUUCAAUGCAAAUGCUUCAAGGCGCAUUCAUUGUGCUUUUCUUCGGCAGCUUUUUAGGAGUUGGAGUGUUGGCUAUCGAGGUAACCAUUUACAAGAAAUGCAAAAGAAUUGAAAAAAGAAAGCAGUUGAAGAGAGGAAUUAGAAUUUCUGUCAACUUUUUGACUUUCGUCGUUUCCAAAAUCGUAGAAUAGAUAUUUCUUUUUAAUACAGGAAAAUAUUUAUUAAGGGUAAUUAAUGUAAUCUUACAAAUCAGAAUACCAUAGGUUUGCUUGAAUAUGACGCACCUCUAGCGACAAUGUGUCAUAGUGCUGUUAAAAACAGACUUGAAUAAAUAAAAUCAAGUUGUUUUCAGUGACUUAACAAACUAACAUAAAAGAAAUAGACCAAAGUAGCUUGUGAUUAAGCUUCCUGAGAAUAAAUGCCAGACACGGAAAGAAAAAAAUGGCAAUAAACUUUAUCUCACAGUCAUCUCGUAGAUCGACACCUUCUUGUCUGUCAGGAAGGCGAAAAAGUCCUUGUGGUUGAAUUUGAGAUUACACACGUCCAUCACAACAUCUGACAUGGUCAAGUUUCCAAUGAUGGACCCUCCGUCGGACACUGACCACAGUUUCACUGUCCGGCUGCUCUCCUCACUGCC